UCACUUUGUACCUUUCUCGCCUCGACUGUGAAGCGGGCCGGGACCUGCCAGGCCAGACCAAACCGGACCUCGGGGGCGAUGCGGCUGUUGCCCCUGCUGCGGACUGUCCUCUGGGCCGCGUUCCUGGGCUCCCCUCUGCGCGGGGGCUCCAGCCUCCGCCACGUAGUCUACUGGAACUCCAGUAACCCCAGGUUGCUUCGAGGAGACGCCGUGGUGAAGCUGGGCCUCAACGAUUACCUAGACAUUGUCUGCCCCCACUACGAAGGCCCAGGGCCCCCUGAGGGCCCCGAGACGUUUGCUUUAUACAUGGUGGACUGGCCAGGCUAUGAGUCCUGCCAGGCAGAGGGCCCCCGGGCCUACAAGCGCUGGGUGUGCUCCCUGCCCUUUGGCCAUGUCCAAUUCUCAGAGAAGAUUCAGCGCUUCACACCCUUCUCCCUCGGCUUUGAGUUCUUACCUGGAGAGACUUACUACUACAUCUCGGUGCCCACUCCAGAGAGUUCUGGCCAGUGCUUGAGGCUCCAGGUGUCUGUCUGCUGCAAGGAGAGGAAGUCUGAGUCAGCCCAUCCUGUUGGGAGCCCUGGAGAGAGUGGUACAUCAGGGUGGCGAGGGGGGGACACUCCCAGCCCCCUCUGUCUCUUGCUAUUACUGCUGCUCCUGAUUCUUCGUCUUCUGCGAAUUCUGUGAGCCAAGCAGACCUUCCCUCUCAUCCCAAGGAGCCAGAGUCCUCCCAAGAUCCCCUGGAGGAGGAGGGAUCCCUGCUGCCUACACUGGAGGUACCAAUUCAGACCGACAAGAUGCAGCAUUGAUGGGGGAGAUCAGAGGGUCUGAGGUGCCUCUUGCAGGAGCCUGUCCCCUCAUCACAGGCUAAAGAAGAGCAGUAGACAACCCUGGACACUCUGAAGCAGAGGCAAGACAAACACAGGCGCUUUGCAGGCUGCUCUGAGGGUCUCAGCCCAUCCCCCAGGAGGACUGGGAUUUGGUAUGAUCAAAUCUGCAAGCCAGCUGGGGGCCCAGGCUGAAGACCUGGGGACAGGUGGAUUGCUGGACCAGGGCAAAGAAGAAGCCCUGCCAUCUGCCCUGUGGGCCUUUUCCCUGGGGCAGCACCUUGCCCUCCCAAGGGGGUCACUCACUUGUCUUCUAUGAAGACGGACUCUUCAUGAGGUUGAAUUUCAUGCAAGUUUGUAUUUUUAUAAGUAUCUAGACCAAACCUUCAAUAAACCACUCAUCUUUUUGUUGCCCUCCCCAA
Messenger RNA from Symphalangus syndactylus (siamang), 1246 nucleotides. It is a transcript of the gene EFNA4, whose product is annotated as ephrin A4. Gene Ontology annotation, molecular function: ephrin receptor binding. The record is from RefSeq and is a predicted model, not a curated record. Lineage: Eukaryota; Metazoa; Chordata; Mammalia; Primates; Hylobatidae. Gene Ontology annotation, biological process: ephrin receptor signaling pathway; axon guidance. Gene Ontology annotation, cellular component: plasma membrane.